GAGCUCCCGCCGCCAAGCCGCAACCUCGCGCGAACUUUGUCCGGCACCGACAAAAUUUCGGCCCCGCCAACCACCGGACCCAGCUCGACCUCCCCCCCAUAGCCAAUUGGCCCGAGCCAAAUCCAAAAGAUGGCGUCCUUCUCCAGGGGCUUCGGCCCUCGACUACUACUCCUCGUCCGGCAACAAGCCCCAUCCGAGUGCGCUAUGACACAAGCACGCCAACUCCUCCGUGCCCGCUUCUCUACCGCUCGGAUACUCCAAAAAGCCGGUCGAUCACACCGACUAGCAAACAAGCCCUCUCCUAAACCAAAGCCCGCGGCGGCGGCUCCCAAGGCGGCCAGCCCGAAGCCCGCUCCCAAAACAGCACAGGGCAAAGCCCCGCCCAUCCUCGGCUCCGCGACAGCGAUCCCAGCCGCCCGUCCCAUCAACGGGUACGCCGAACAACUCGCGCUCAAGGGCCGCACGCUUCUGUACGAGUCGCCAUCGCACUUCUGGUUCCGGGCGGGCUGCUUCUCGUCCGCGAUGUUCUGCACGUCGUACGCCGUCUACCAGUACUGGAGCGUGAUCCUGCACCCGCUCGAUGGGCUGAUGUGGUGGAUCCCGCACGCCUUCGGCGUCAUCCUGGUCUUCAUGGCCGGCAUGGGCGCCUACUUCGUCACGGGCGCGGGCCGCAUCGUGCGCUCCAUCGAGGCCGUCCCCGCCACCGCGGUCACCGCCGCCGCGAAGCAGCUCGCCGGCAGCACCACCACCACCGGCCCCCUCUACAUCCAGGUCACUACCCGCCGCAUGGCGCCCUUCAUGCCGGACAAGAAGCACCUGCUCCAGCCGGAGCAGGUGCUCCUGCCGUUCAGGAUGUACAGCGUCUUUGGCGGGGAGAUGGGGGCGCCCGGAGCGCUGGGCCAGAAGCCCAUGAGCAUGGCGGAGAGGGUGCGCAUGGAGCGGGCGGCGCGCGAGGCCAAGAUUGCGGAGCGCAAGUAUACCAUGGACCACCUCAUGACGGCGCCGUUCCGGGACGGGCGGAAGGCCUUCAGCGGCGCGUGGGACGGGAUUGUCCGGUCGUUCAACCGUGGGGGGUUCGCCAAGAUCCAGCUUGGGAAGGGGGAGUAUAAGCUGGAUGUCACGGGUGGCUGGGCGUUGGAUGGUGGGAGGGCUAUGGACAGGCUGUUGCCGGUGAGGCCGAAUGCGAUUCGCGCGAGAUGAGGGGGGGUGUUUUGAUACCGUGGGUGGGUGUAUGAUGGCGGCGUAAACCUGGCUGGGUGUGGUUCUCGAAAAUACAUGUACAACAUCUGGCGGAAUGCUCUCGCGCUGCCUUUACAUGGUUACCACUUUCCAUCUACGUUCGUUCACUGCUAUGUGGCUUCUAUCCGUCCUUAU
Chaetomium fimeti is the source of this 1374-nucleotide messenger RNA. RefSeq lists its product as uncharacterized. NCBI's taxonomy places the organism in Eukaryota, Fungi, Ascomycota, Sordariomycetes, Sordariales, Chaetomiaceae. The record is from RefSeq and is a predicted model, not a curated record. The coding region runs from base 130 to 1200 and encodes 356 amino acids. The transcript is spliced from 2 exons.